AUGAACCGUUCAAUAUCAAGAAGUCGAAUAAAUAUACUUGAUGCAAAUGUUGCAAAUGAAAUUAUUAAUGCAAUAAAGAUUCCUAAAAAUGCAAUAGUAUUUGAUAUAAAUCCUGGAUCAGGAAUGCUGACACAUGCUUUACUUCAAAACAAAAAUGUUAAAAAAGUAUUUUCUUUAGAGCCAUUAAAACAUAUUGUCAGUUAUUUACAAAUGAAUCUUACAAUCUUAAUUCUUGCUCUCACCUCUACACAUAAGCCACUGAAAGAAGAAUUACAACAUAGAUAUGAUGUCUUUGAAGUUGAUCCAAUGUUGGAAGCAGAUUUUCUAAAUAAAAAAGAAGAUUUUUCUGAUAUACCAAUAUCUUCUUGGGAAAUGGGACAUCCAUCACUUAUUUCUGUGAGCCAAAUUCCUUUUGGUAAAAUGGGAGAUCAAAUGAUAUCAUCAAUAAUUUCAAUGAUUUAUGACAAAUGGGGAUUACAAUCAUUUGGACGUAUACCAAUGUAUCUAAUAACUCAUUCACGUCAAGCUGAGAGGUUAUUAUCAGGAGAAGGAGAUAAUAAACGAAGUCAAUUAAAUUUAUUUGCAGAAGGUCUUGGAGAUAUGGAAUUGCUACAAAUAUUUAAAGAUGGAUUUUAUCCAAAAGGUGAAUAUGCUCUUUUGGAUUUGAAGCCAUUCAUAACUCCAAAAAUCACUGGUGCAGGAACCGAAAAACUUCUUAAAGAUUUAUCAUUUGAUUCAAAGACAUUGAUCACAAAUUUAACAGUGGAACAAUUUAAUGAGAUUGCAGAAAAAUACGAUAAUUGGCCAUUUAAACCUGAAGUUCUUCUUUAUCCAUUUGAUCCAUUUUAUAAAGUAAGAAGAAGGGUCUAA
Entrophospora sp. SA101 is the source of this 870-nucleotide messenger RNA. Lineage: Eukaryota; Fungi; Glomeromycota; Glomeromycetes; Entrophosporales; Entrophosporaceae. The record is from the annotation of a GenBank genome assembly.